Molecule: messenger RNA, 954 nt
Organism: Paraglomus occultum
Lineage: Eukaryota; Fungi; Glomeromycota; Glomeromycetes; Paraglomerales; Paraglomeraceae
Source: the annotation of a GenBank genome assembly
AUGACAUUUCACAGUUCUGAUCCCAAUGUCCGCUCGAACUUGGUCAAUGAACAUCAUAUCAUAAACAACGGCAAAGACUUCAACUUUUAUUGCAACACAUCCAGCUCUUGUCACAUUGGCAAUGCUCUUUACUUUAUCGCUCGCUCCUCUGAGCAAAGCCUACAUUACAUCUCCGGAUGCAACAGUGGUAGUCAUAAUGUACGAUAUGUGAAGAACGAUGAAGAAUUGAGUUCCAUAACUAUGUGCAAUAUGCAUCCCAACCAUGAAGAUUUUUAUAUCUGCAGCGAUAACGAUGGCAUUUUCAGUUGCACUCCCAAUCACGUUGGCUACUUUGUCCAACACUUUUCAAAGUAUGACAUUUAUUACCACGAUGGCGGCAACAGCAACAACGAUGGCGGAAACAGCGCCUAUGCCAACAGUUACAAUUACUACCAUUACAACCACCACCAUCACUACAGCAGUUACAGCUACAUUAACAAUUAUUUUAACAAAACUAUUAAUGACGUUGGCUCAAGCAGCGUACCAGUAGAAAAUAGUAACAUUAAUGCUAUCGUUGUAUAUACCAAUGCUCCCAUUCGCACACACAACGCAUGCAAAAACAACAAGGCCGAACUCGAUAUUAUCAAUGGCGUAAUUUUGGCCGACUAUAAAGACUGUAUUGUUUAUCUCGAAUUGCCAUCGGAAGAAGAUAUUCUUAACAUGAUUAAGAUGUGGCGAAAACGUGGGAGGGGUACGAAGCGUGUUAAUUUAUUUAUGGUGUAUCGCGCGCUCUUAUCCAAAAAUCUAGAAUACAAGAAAAAAGAGUUCCAGAAUGGCGGCUUUCAAUGCUAUAUUAGCGAAUUUGCAAGCAAGACCUGGCGGAAAAAAUCCGAGUCUGCUAAAAAGGCAAUAGAAACUCUUGCGGUUAAAAUUAACAUGUAUAUAGAAGAAGCAAAUAUUCGGAGCACACUUUAA